Molecule: messenger RNA, 1500 nt
Organism: Belonocnema kinseyi
Lineage: Eukaryota; Metazoa; Arthropoda; Insecta; Hymenoptera; Cynipidae
Exons: 4
Coding region: 269-895 (208 amino acids)
Source: RefSeq, a predicted model, not a curated record
UGUAAACACACGAAACUCGAUCGACCGUGCUCUAUCAAAUUACGUAUGCGAACUAUGGUUUUAUGAAAUAAACCUUAUCUGGGUUUCCCACAUUUCAAUUUGCGUGCCUUAUCGUGAGUGAAACAAAGGAAUGUGUGUAGUUUUCUAGAAUGAAAACUCUAAUUUUUGUUCUGGCAGUGUAGUGAGAGGUUGUGAAUAGAAUUGCUCUCCGAAAAAAUCUUAUUUACAAAAAACCGUGCACUGGUGCUUAAUAUUAAAAAAGAUAACCAUGACACCGCCAAUAUUAAAAAUGGAAUCUCGCAAAGUGGAAAAAAAAUUAGAUGAAGUGAUAAGUAGUGGAAUUGAAGCAAGUGAGAAAUCUGCAACCUGCGAAAAACUAAAUCCUGAUGGUGAUAAUACAGAUACAUUUUUCUUUGAAAAUAGUAGUACAGGACUGCUUUUGUUCUUAAGAAUCUUUUCGGACCUCGCAUGUUUCAUUUACACCACGUCAGCUCCAAUUGCAGUUACCAACUUGUUUUUCUUCAUAAUUUCACUGCUCGGAUUGAUCUUCACAAUUAUCUUCAUCGUGAGCAAUGCUUUAGACACAAUUCAAAAAUCGAAAAACGAGGACAAGGAUUACAGAUUUGAAGUAGUAUUUUGCGUGACGUGGAGUAUGCUAUAUGGAUUCUUCACCACAUUAAUUGUUAUUAUUAAUUAUCCUGUGAUUGUUCAGAUAUUCUGUGGAUAUUUUUCGAUGGUAUGCUAUGCUUCGGAUGGUUACUGUAAAUGUUUACGAAAAAAAAGGUUUACUUUUGAAAAUGAAGAUCAGCGAUACUGGCCAAUUCAACGCUAUGAGUCAAGUGGCGAUAAUAAAUUUAUAAAUACAAAAAUAAAUAGUGACGGACCUGCCCAAUAAAAUUAAUUUUAAUAGGGCUCCUUAAUUAAAAGUGUUUUUUUUACUUGUAUGGACACACAAAGAAAAAGCUUGUAUUUGAUGCACCGACAAGUCUGGGUUUUUCUGAAAUUUUUGAAAUAAUUGAAAAACAAAUUUUAAAUAUCAGUUUUUAAUUAAUGCUUGCUUAAUUAAUGGUUACAUUUGACAAAUAUUUUUUAAAUAAGAAAAGGCUCAGUUAAAAUAAAAGGCAGAUAUGAAAAAGAAGAAAAGAUUUGCUUAGGCCUCUGUUUCGUAAUUGGUUAAUGUUCCACUUAUGUAUAGUGGUGUUCCAGGUUCAAAUCCGGGCUCAGGAAGAUUUUUUUAUGUAUUUUAACGUCAAAAUCAAAAAAGUGGCUGAACCGUUUUUUAGUUGUUUUCAUUCGAUUUAUAAUUAUUUAUUUUGCUUAAAAAUGGAAAAACACACCUUUUUAAAAAUGGACUGUUCAUCUUAUCACGGUAAAAAUUACGAAGCUACAAUCGAAGGUAUUUUAAAGUUUCUCAUUUAUUCCCGAUUUUUUUCAACUUUAACAAAAAUUUCAUUUCAAUCUCUAAAACCUAAUAACUUUUUUACUGAAAGUUUAACUAUU